Messenger RNA from Mucor mucedo, 642 nucleotides. RefSeq lists its product as uncharacterized. The record is from RefSeq and is a predicted model, not a curated record. The transcript has 2 exons. NCBI's taxonomy places the organism in Eukaryota, Fungi, Mucoromycota, Mucoromycetes, Mucorales, Mucoraceae. Bases 58 to 615 code for a protein of 185 amino acids.
CACCAAAAAAAAAAAAAAAACAUUAUCACCCUUGUUUCCCUCUAGGUCUAUCACACUAUGCUCUACCGAUUGAUAACUUUAGCUAGUCGCCCCGCUACGCGCAAGCUCUUUAAAAAUACACAUUUACGUCCAAUCGCAGCUACGCCUUCGAUUUUAUACCGCAGCAACUUUGUUCCCAUCAACUCUUUUCAUAGUUCAGUUCAAUGGUCUGCGUCUUCUCAUGACUGGAACGAUCAAAAACCAGUGACACACCCACUCAUUGAGAAAAUUCAACAACAUCCUCACAUUAUGGAACAAUUGAUUGAUUUUACCGGCUUAUUGCAAUCAAAGGGUGUCGAUGUAUCUGGACAAAGACCCAGUUUCGUACAGAUUAUGAAGGUCAUGAAUGAUCCCGAAGUGAAGGAAAAGGUUCAGAAAUUAGCCCUUGACAUGCAAACAGCUGGUAUUCAAUUAGACAUGAAUACAAUUCAAGAAUUACAAUCGAGCUUUGCAGCUUUAUCGAAUACACCUGUUCAAGAAGAUAUCAUCAAUGAAAAAAAGCCAGUGGUAGAAGAAGAAGAACGUGGUAGAAAGAGAGGCAUGUUUAGUAAAUUAAAGGGAGCUUUCAAGAAAUAAAAAGGACUAUAGACAUUUAUUUAUUUA